Messenger RNA from Elephantulus edwardii (Cape elephant shrew), 1155 nucleotides. It is a transcript of the gene CD300LG, whose product is annotated as CD300 molecule-like family member g. The record is from RefSeq and is a predicted model, not a curated record. NCBI's taxonomy places the organism in Eukaryota, Metazoa, Chordata, Mammalia, Macroscelidea, Macroscelididae. Gene Ontology annotation, molecular function: transmembrane signaling receptor activity. Gene Ontology annotation, cellular component: plasma membrane. The transcript has 7 exons. The coding region runs from base 1 to 1155 and encodes 384 amino acids.
AUGAGGCUGAUUCUGCUGUGGGGCUGCCUCCUGCUCCCAGGAUCAAGAGCCCUGACAGGCCCCAAGGAGAUUAGCGGGUUUGAAGGCGACACUGUGACCUUGCAAUGUUCCUACAAGGAGGAGAUGAAAGAGUAUCUCAAAUACUGGUGCAAGAGUGCCGGGAUCUUCAUCCGCCGCUGCUCCAACACCAUCUAUUCCAGGGAAGAUGGCCGUGAGGUGACGUCUGGCAGGGUGUCCAUCCAAGACAGUCCCCAGGACCUUACAUUCACCGUGACCCUGAGGGACCUCACCCUGGAGGAUAAAGGGAAGUACUGGUGUGGCAUCCAACAACUGGGCUUCGAUCACACUUUUGCGGUUUCUCUGAUCGUCUUUCCAGGGCCCUGUUGUCCUUCCUCCCCUUCUCCCUCCUCACAGCUUUUUGCCAUAAGGAGCCUCCAGCCCAAAGCAAGAGCUUGGCAACCUCAGCCCCGAGAACUGACUUCUCCUGGUCUCCAACCGACAGUCACCACAGCCAAGCAGGGGAAGACAGGGCCGGAGGCCUCUGCAUACACAGGGACCUCCAUGCACACAGGACCCACCUUAUACACAAGAACCUCUGCUCGUGCACCGACCUCUCCUCCUGAAAGGACCUCUUUUCACACAGCGACAUCUCCUCACACAGCGACCUCUUCUUAUGCAGGGAGCUCCCGUCUGGCCACACAGCAAGAUUCUGCCUUGACAAAGGGCACCAGCAGCUCCAAGUCCAGGAUGUCUGUCCCCAUGAUCCGCAUUUUGUCCCCAGUCCUGGUGCUGCUGGGCCUUCUGUUGGCUGCGAGCAUGAUUGUCCUUGGCAGCUGCGUGCUACGUCAUCGGAAGAAAGAAGAAUAUUCCUUCUGCCAAGGACAGGCUGUUCUGAUGGAGUCUCUGUUACAGAUGCCUGGGAAUGGCUGGACCUCAGAGUACGCUGUGAUCAACAGGGCUGGAACCUCCGAACCCGCUGGGCCUUGUGCCAGCCACGAGCCCUCUGCCCCUCCCGACACAGAGAUCCACUGCCUGAACCAGACCACAGAGGAAGCGGAGGCUGCCUUCCAGGACCCCCAAGGGGACGAAGCCUGCAUGUCUUCCUACCACUUGCCUGAGGAAGAGCCAUACAUCUCAGAUUUCAUUCCAGUCUAG